Messenger RNA from Chinchilla lanigera (long-tailed chinchilla), 7781 nucleotides. RefSeq names its product leucine rich repeat containing 32 (gene Lrrc32). Gene Ontology annotation, molecular function: protein binding. The coding region runs from base 3683 to 5836 and encodes 717 amino acids. NCBI's taxonomy places the organism in Eukaryota, Metazoa, Chordata, Mammalia, Rodentia, Chinchillidae. The transcript has 2 exons. The record is from RefSeq and is a predicted model, not a curated record.
CUUCUCUGGGCCUUAUUUUUCUCAUGGGCAAAAAUGGGAAUAUUUCUAUAGGGAGCAGCUGGCUCAUCAUGUGCCAGAGAAGACAGCACUCAGGGCGUGUAGACCUGCAUAAGUCCCAGCUCCAAAACACUUAGAAGCUGGUCACUUCACCUUUCUGAAUCUCAGUUUUCUCCUCUGUAAAAUGGGAAUUGUAGUAAUUGCCUCAUUGGGUGGUUGUGGGAAUUAAAUGAGAUGACAUAGAUCAAGAGCUUAGAAGAGUGGCUAACAUUGUUACAUAAUAGGGAUGGGCUAUUUCUCCCUCCCUCUCCCUCUAUUUCUGUCUCGCAUGCGUGUGUGCGCGCACACACACACAAAGACACACACACGGGCAGGGGCACAGAUAUUCUUUGGCGCCUCUCUAAGCGAGAGUCCUGCCUUUUCUCCUGCCUGCUCUUGCCUCGCAUCACUUGUCAGAAGACCUGGGACCUCUCUCCUCAGCAUAUAAGUCCUGUGGUGCUCAGUCCUGUGAGUCUCUGUACCAACCUUGAAGGAUUCUUAGUCUGCAGCCAUACGACCCUGAACAUUCUGAUCCCACUGGAAGGAUCCUUGGUGUCCCAGGCGCCUCCACAGCCAUUGUCCAUGUGAUCACAAUGGCUAGGGUACCAGAAUUGGAGCCAGGUUGCCUUGCAGAUGAGACACCAUGGCACGGGGUCUGGAGUGAAGGGACUUGCCCCAGAGGAGGGCUAGCGAGCAGUGGAGUUUGGAUAUGAGCCUGGGUCUGAGUGACCCUAGCACCGCCCCCCCUUGUCAGAGAGCAGCCCUUAAAGGGAGCACACUGUGUCCUGGGCACUUCAGAGGGUGCCCACAGCUGAGGUGUCCCUUCUUAUCAUUGUUCUGUGCGCUGCAGAGACUGCCCCUCCUGGAUGUGCAGGUGUUCACAUUGGGGAUUUGGCAGAGGAGGAGCCGUAAGGGUCCUGCUGGGCAUCUUCAUCUUUAGACUCGAAAGUGUCACCACUCAGUCCACUGCUGCCAAAUAUGUGCUCCCAGCUCUGCCAUUCGUUCCUGAGAUCUGUAGUAAACACCUACCCAAUAAGCCCCGCUUCCCACAGAAUAAAAAAUAAAAUGUCAGGAAACGGUAAAUGUAAGGAAAACAAUAAAACAUGUGAAGGACCAAGAGAAGAACAGCCCAGGCAGAAGAAUUGGGCAAAGGCUGUGAGGGAGGGAUAAGCCUGCUCUGUCUGGGGAACUGGGAGCAAGCUAGAAUUGGGGAAGGAAAGGGAAAAGAAGAUGGUAAAUAGAGUCAGAGAGGGAUCGAGUAAUGCCCAGACAUUCCUGGAGACGUGCAAAGUAGACAUUCGUGACUGGACGCACGAUUUUGAAACCUCACUCUGGUGUGAGGUAUAGGACAGAUUGUAAGGGGUCAGAGUGGAAGCCAGGAAACAACUGGGUCAGCCCUUGCUGUGUCCGGCCCCAGGAUCGUGGUGGCACCUGUCAGUGGUGGUGACAGAGGAGGGAGGUGUGCGGGUUGAGGGUCUUUUCUUCUAGGAGAGCAGUCACAGCCUGCUGAUGUGGGGAAGGAAUGUGGCAGGAGGUGAAGGGAGAGUCCAGGGGUCUUGCCCUCCCAACAUCACCUUGUCACCAAGACUCCUGGUGUCAUUCCCUGUGCCACCCUGGCCUGCUUGGUACCAUGACAUGGAUCUCAGAAGACAGUGCGCCCCGUCUCCCCUAGGGGAGCUUCCCACAGGAUGGGGGGGCGGGUAACAAAGCAUGGAGAGCUGGUGUGAGCUCAUAGUAUGGAACCAAAAAGGCUUCAGGGAAGCAAAGGCUUCAGAGAACCAAAGAAGGCUUCUCGGAGGAGGGGAGAUGGAAGCCGAAAGCAGCAGGAUGUGGAGGUAUUCAGCAGAAGGGGAGAGGAGAGGAAGUGAAGGUUGAAACAGUGCAAAGGUGCUCAAAGACCUAGAGGGAGAGGACCCAGGGAGAAAGGAGGCUACAGAGCUGGCCCUUGUUCCUCCAGAGCCUGGGGGCCCUUGAUUCUCAUUUGAUUCUGGGUAUGCUAAUGUCAAACAGGUGGUGACAUCUGCUUGCUUGCUUCUUUUCUGGGGGGGUGGUUUGAGACAAGGUCUUUACUAUGUAGUUCAAAUUGACACCAAAACUCAUAGCAAUCCUCCUGCCUCAGCCUCCCAAGUGCUGGGAUCACAGAUGUGCAACAUGACACCCGGCUGACAUCUGUUUUUUAAACAACAGAACAAAAUUUCCCAUCAACAUAAGCAGCACUGCAGUGGGGCAGGGCCUGUUGGCCUCAGGGAGCCAGGGAAAAGAUUUGAAAGAUAACUGGAGGCCCUUGCAUGUUCCAGCAAGAAAGGACCUCAGAGCAGCUAUCAGCAAUUAAAGGUCAUUGAAAGUCAUUGCUAGUGGUUUCCGACAGUCAAAGCACAACCCCCAAAGGCCCUGCACAUGCCUUUUCUCCCAGGCCUUCUUCAGAGUCACAGUCCCGCCCUCAUGAUUGAGCCUGCUCUGUGGAGACCUAAGAACCUUCCAGUAUGGAAUUUAAGGACACAGACCCAGGCUCACCUGGACCUGCCACUUAGCUGGCUUUAUAAUUAGCCACUCUGAGACUUAGUUUCCCUUCUGCAAAAUAAGAAUGGUAAUAAUGGAACCAACAAGUCACUGAGUUAUUGUGAGAAUUAAGUGAAUUCAUAGUUAUAAAGUAUUGAGUGUCUGGGCUCUGUGAGUGACACCCUCAGAGAAUACACCUCGUUUGAUCCUCAGCGAAACUUAGUAUGGUUGUCAUUAACUUCAGAAAAGGAAACAGGCUCACAGAGGUGAAGUGACUUACACAAGGUCACACAGCAGGUAAGUAGAUGAGACGAGAGGGAGCAGGCAGAUGUGGGUGACUCCGGUGUUCUGAAGGGCAUUAUGGGUCCCUCGUUGUUAACACCGUUUGUCCAUGUUAUAAUCACUUCUGUGUUCUCUGUGUUUUGUGUCCCCAGUUCUCAGCACAGAGCCAGACAUGAGAAAACAUUGGUGAUGCUGUGACUGAUUGACUGAAUAAAACUGAUGGAUUGAUUUGUGUAUCCCCAGCAGUUGGCCUAAGAUGGUCCUCAGGGAGAUCACCCGGGGACUCAGUCUUGCUGAGGGCUCUGUGGUUCCCUCAACCAAUCCCUGGCUGCUCGUGGAGCAAGUCCCAGUGCCCCUGUACAGCCAGUGGCCUCAGUGAAAGUAUGGGGCCUGGCAGCCUGUGCUGGGGGAAGUCCGCAAACAGUGCUGGGGCCGGGCAGGUCCCCUGGUGGGGCUUCCUGUCAAGGCCCCGAUCCCAGUCCUUGAACAAUGGCAAGGGCUAGAGAAUCAGAAAAUCAAAAGAAAAAGGACCAAAUGAGGAGGGUGAGAGUGGGGGUUGAGGUAGAGGGCUGGUGGGGUGGGUAGAGGGGGUGGAAUGAGGAAUUAUAUUUGGGGCCUAAGGAGCUGAGGUAGGGGACCUGCUGUGAUGUGGGUAGAUAUAGAGGCAGAGCCCCCCUCACUAUCCCCCACCCCGAGCAUGGUCCAGGGCAGUCCUGGGUCCUUCUGCCUCCUGCACUUCCCCUCCAGGCUGUUUCCUAUCAGGUGGGGUCUUUUGAAAAUCCACACCUGACCAAGGCACCACUGCUCUAAAAUUCUUGCUUCUCCUGGACACUGAUCCAACUUGGCCUGGCCUCCCAGGGGCUCUAUGCGGCCCCAGGUCCCACCUGCUCCCCUCCUCCGUAUUCCAGCCCAGCUGCAGCCUGGAGCUUCCUGUGGGCAGGCAGAGAGUGGGAGAGGUGGGGCUGGCAGCAGGAAGGAACCGGUGGUCUCACAGUGUUUCCCUGUCCUCCCCACCCUACACAGAGCCAUGAGCCACCAGAUCCUGCUGCUUCUGGCCGUGCUGACUCAAGGCCUGGAUACCUCCCAACACCGAGACAAGAUGCCCUGUAAGAUGGUGAACAAGGAGGCCUUGUGCCAGGGCCUCGGCCUGUACCAGGUCCCUGCAAUGCUCCCAUUGAACAUCGAGGCCCUCGACCUCUCUGGAAACCACCUGCGGAAUGUCCUGGUCUCACCCUUGGGCUUCUACAUUGCCCUUCGUCGCCUGGACCUGAGCGCCAAUGAGAUCAGCUUCCUGCAGCCAGGAGUCUUUCAGGCCCUGCCCCAUCUGGAGCAUCUCAACCUGGCCCGCAACCGCCUAGCGGUGGGCACCGCGCUGAGCGCCGGAGGCCUGGGUCCCUUGCCCCACGUGACUUCCCUGGACCUAUCUGGGAACAGCCUGUACAGCGGCCUGGUGGAGCGGCUGCUGGGCGAAGCCCCCAGACUGCGCACACUCUCGCUGGCGGAGAACAGCCUGACCCGUCUGACUCGUCAGACCUUCUGGGGCCUGCCUGCGCUGGAACAGCUGGACCUGCACAGCAACGUGCUGAUGGACAUUGAAGAUGGUGCCUUUGAGGCCCUGCCCAACCUGGCCCGUCUCAAUCUCUCCCGGAAUUCCCUCACCUGUAUCUCCGACUUCAGCCUCCAGCAGCUGCGGGUGCUUGACCUGAGCUGCAACAGUAUCGAGGCCUUUCAGACAGCCCCGGAGCCCCAGGCUGAGUACCAGCUUGCCUGGCUCGACCUACGGGAGAAUAAACUGCUCCAUUUCCCUGACCUGGCCACCCUCCCAAGACUCUCAUACCUGAAUAUGUCCAACAACCUCAUCCGGUUCCCCACAGGGCCGCUGCAAGGCAGCAGUGGCCUCCAUACACCUUCCGAGGGUUGGUCAGCCUCGCCCCUCCUCAGCCCCAGCUGGAACGCUAGCACCCGUGCACUCUCCCAGCUCUUGAACCUGGACUUGAGCAACAAUGAGAUUGAGCUCCUUCCAGACAGCUUCUUUGAGCCUUUGACCUCCCUUCGCUUCCUGAACCUCAGCCGGAACUGCCUGCGGGCCUUUGGGGCCCGGCGCAUAGGCUCUCUGCCCUGCCUGGUGCACCUGGAUUUAAGCCACAAUGUGCUGGAGGCUCUAGAGCUGGGUACCAGAGCCCUGGGGUCCCUACAGAUGCUGCUCCUACAGGACAAUGCCCUGCGGGAUCUGCCACCUUAUACCUUUGCCAACAUGGCCAGUCUGCAGAGGCUCAACCUGCAGGGAAACCGAGUCAGCCCCUGCGGGGGACCAGCAGAGCCCAGCCUCCCAGACUGUGUGGCUUUCUCUGGCAUCCCCACCCUCCGUGUUCUGAACAUGGCAGGUAAUGAGAUAGAGGUGCUCAGGGCAGGCGCCUUCCUCCACACCCCGCUCACCGAGCUGGACCUCUCUGCCAACCCUGGUCUCAAGGUGGCCACAGGAGCCCUAGCAGGCCUGGAGGCCUCCUUGGAGAUCCUUGCACUGCAGGGCAAUGGGCUGACUGUCCUGCAGGUGGACCUGCCCUAUUUCAGUUGUCUAAAGAGGCUUAAUCUCUCUGAGAACCGCCUCAGCCACCUGCCUGCCUGGACACAGGCUGUAUCACUGGAGGUGCUGGACCUGCGGAACAACAGCUUCAGCCUCUUACCAGGCAGUGCCAUGGGUGGCCUGGAGACCAGCCUUCGGCGUCUCUACCUGCAAGGGAAUCCACUCAGCUGCUGCGGCAAUGGCUGGCUGGCAGCCCAACUGCACCAGGGCCGUGUGGAUGUGGACGCCACCCAGGACCUGAUCUGCCGCUUUGGUUCCCAGGCUGAGGUAUCACUGAGCCACGUGCGUCCCGAGGACUGUGAGGAAGGAGGACUCAAGAACAUCAAUCUCAUCAUCAUCCUCACCUUCACACUAGCCUUGGCCAUCCUCCUUACCACACUGGCUGCCUGUUGCUUCGUCCGCCGGCAGAAGUUUAACCAACAGUACAAAGCCUAAAGAAGUCAGGAGAUCCUUCAAGGUCUGUGCAGGCACUGGAGGCACAGAGGAGUGGGAACUGGCCUGUGGCCACAGAGUUAGCCAGAGUCCCAGAGCUCUGGUCUCUAAAUCCCAGGCCAGGGCUCCUUUCUCUGCAUCCUGCUGCAUCAGUAGGUGGCCCACUUCCCAGGCUGUACAUCUGGUCCAGCUGUGGAAGCCGGAAGUUGGGUAAGCUCAGGGGCAGCAGAUCAACAGAGCUUCACAGAGCAUCUGUUUGGGUCCAUACCAAGUGAAAUACAUGCCUGCCCUCUGGUAGGGGCGUUCGUCACAGUGCCAGGCAGUGACCACAGUGUGAUGAGGUUGAGGUAGGAAAGCCUGGGGCUCCACUGCUUUGCAGCCCCACGGCUUUGGUGUGGAGUCCUGCCCUGGCUGGGCCGGGGCAAGGGAGGACCAAACCCAAGAGGAUUUGUCUGAGACAUUUUCAAGCAGACUGUUUUGUCACAUCUUCUAAUAAUGACUUUCAGCCUCUCUGGAAAAUGACAAGCUUGUGGCUGGAAGACAGAACCAGAGCGUCAUGAAUAUAUUUUGGAUCCAGUGCUGUUUGGGAGGCUAUAGCAGCCCCAGCAGGACCUGGUCAAGAGGUGGCCACCCUGGGCUCCCAUCCAGUGGGCCAUUCUAGGUCCUGCUCUGGACAGGACCUUUCCCUCCCGGGCACUCUCCUGUUGCACACGUUGACCCCAAUACUGCCUGAACCCCUCCCGCCCAGGCCCCACUUCUCCACCCAGCCCCACCCCAACUGCUGAGCCAAGGGCUACAGUAGGUAUCUGGUUCUUGUUUGUACCCAGAUUAGCAGCUGCAGAUGCAAAUCCAAGCCUUGUGGCUGCCUCUGUGUGACAAAUCUUGGACGUUGGUAUUUUACCUCUGUUAUAUAAAGGAGGAAAGUAAGGUUCUAGAAGUCCCCCUCCAGGGUCUCACUGCUAAAAUGCCAUAGCUGAGAUUCAGACCCACAUCCUCCUGUCUCCAGGGUCUGAGUUUGCUGCUGCUGGGCCACAAGCUGUUAGGUAGACACGAAGUGGUCCCAUGUCACCUUCCCAGGGCUUGAGCUUCCCUGUGCUAUGCACACCUCCUUUCUCCUCUCCAGGCAGUUGUAGGUCCCGUACUUUCUCAUCCUAAAUGUCCCUCAUUCCCUCCUUCGUGGACUGGUGUGUGUCUUCCUUUUGCUCUUCUACCUCCUGCAUUCUCUCAUUCCAUCUCCCUCUGCUGAGCAUAUCCCGGAGUUUGAGACCAUCAAGUCUAACCUCCCUGCUGCACAGAUAGGGAAACAGGUUUAGGAAAGAAUAGGAACGGAUUACAUAGACUCAAAGGCAGAGCCUGUGGGAAAAAACUAGAUUCCAGCCUCACUGGGGUGAAAUUGGGUGUAGGCCUUCUCCCAGCUGCCACGUGGCAAGGCAUUGCUGACCUCAGACUUUCUUUGUGCUCCUCAUCUUGCAGGGAUUUUUUGCCCCUUAAGAAAUAGGUGCAAAGAUCCAGUCAAAUAAACCCUUCUCCCUCAUACCGUGGGGUCAUGAGCCGUCUGGGAAGAAAGGAAACUCCAGGACCAGCCAAAGACCCAGUUAUUGUCCUCAGCAUCUUGUCCUCAGCGUCAUACCACGGGCAUUUGGUAAGGGGCAAGAGAAUGAAACUGGGACCCAGAGAGGAUUAAGGGCUCACAGAGCUGAUGGUCAGAGUCAGGGUAAGAACCCUCCCUGCACCCUGGUGGUGGUGUGAAGGCCACUGGGUGGCUCAGUGCUGGCUGAUCACAGGUGCUACUGCAUACAGCAGUCUUCCUCAGGCCCAGAGACAAAGUGCUGGCCCCUGUGCUUAUCCUAUGAAAACACUACACUGUGCUGCUGUCACCUCACACGUCUUGGGACCAGCUCCGUGUGUAACCCACAUGAAUGUAUUAAAGUCUAAUUUUGGAGAAAUA